Molecule: messenger RNA, 4345 nt
Organism: Haplochromis burtoni (Burton's mouthbrooder)
Lineage: Eukaryota; Metazoa; Chordata; Actinopteri; Cichliformes; Cichlidae
Product: pre-mRNA-processing-splicing factor 8-like
Exons: 25
Coding region: 233-4303 (1356 amino acids)
Biological process (GO): mRNA splicing, via spliceosome; spliceosomal tri-snRNP complex assembly
Cellular component (GO): U5 snRNP; catalytic step 2 spliceosome
Molecular function (GO): U5 snRNA binding; U6 snRNA binding; pre-mRNA intronic binding
Source: RefSeq, a predicted model, not a curated record
CGGGGUAGAGAAAUAUCGGACGUAACCGCCGUCUGUGAAUACUACUGAAGCUCGUUCAUCGUGUGUCCGCCGUCGUGCGUCUAUGCAGUUUUGUGUUAGCGCACAUCAACCCAACACUGAGGCGGAAAACACGGAGAAUAAGAAAGAAAUGUUGUACUAGCUGACUGUGUGCGGGUUAAGGCUUUAUCCAACGAUAAGAAACAGUGGGAGUGAAGUAAGCGAGUGAGGCACCAUGGCAGCUGCCUUUCCUUACAGAGGGGUCCCUGCAGCGAUGCCACCCGGUGUGCCACCAGGGGUACCAACUGCUGUGCCGCCUGGUGUGUCCCUUCCUGCACCUGUCCCAGACUACAUGUCUGAGGAGAAAUUACAAGAGAAGGCAAGAAAAUGGCAGCAGUUACAGGCAAAGCGCUACUCAGAAAAGAGAAAGUUUGGCUUUGUGGAUGCUCAGAAGGAAGAUAUGCCACCUGAACAUGUCCGCAAGAUCAUCAGGGACCAUGGAGACAUGACCAAUAGAAAGUUUCGCCAUGACAAGAGGGUCUACCUUGGUGCCCUCAAGUACAUGCCCCAUGCAGUGCUGAAGCUGUUGGAAAACAUGCCGAUGCCUUGGGAACAGAUUCGAGAUGUGCCCGUGCUUUAUCACAUCACUGGAGCCAUUUCAUUUGUCAAUGAAAUCCCUUGGGUCAUUGAGCCAGUCUACAUUUCACAGUGGGGCACCAUGUGGAUCAUGAUGCGUCGUGAGAAAAGAGAUCGUCGGCACUUCAAAAGAAUGCGCUUUCCACCCUUUGAUGAUGAGGAGCCGCCACUGGACUACGCUGACAAUAUUCUUGAUGUGGAACCCUUGGAGGCCAUUCAGAUGGAGCUUGAUCCAGAGGAAGAUGCUUCAGUUGUGGACUGGUUCUAUGAACAUCAGCCCCUCAAGGACACAGCCAAGUUUGUGAAUGGGACCACCUAUCGUCGUUGGCAGUUCACACUGCCCAUGAUGUCCACACUGUACCGUCUGGCCAAUCAGCUUCUGACAGAUCUGGUUGAUAGAAACUACUUUUACCUCUUUGACCUGAAGGCUUUCUUCACGUCCAAGGCUUUAAACAUGGCCAUCCCUGGAGGACCAAAGUUUGAGCCGUUGGUCAGAGACAUCAACCUCCAGGAUGAAGACUGGAACGAGUUCAACGACAUCAACAAAAUCAUCAUCCGACAGCCCAUCAGGACAGAGUACAAAAUCGCCUUCCCCUACCUGUACAACAAUUUGCCCCACCACGUCCACCUCACCUGGUACCACACACCAAAUGUGGUUUUUAUCAAAACAGAAGACCCCGAUCUUCCUGCAUUUUACUUUGACCCACUGAUCAACCCCAUUUCACACAGACAUUCUGUUAAGAGUCAGGAGCCUCUGCCAGAUGAUGAUGAGGAGUUUGAGCUUGCUGAGUUUGUGGAACCCUUCCUCAAAGAAACCCCACUCUACACAGACAACACAGCCAAUGGCAUUGCUCUCCUGUGGGCGCCGAGACCCUUCAACCUCAGAUCUGGCCGAACAAGACGUGCCAUCGAUAUCCCCCUGAUCAAGAACUGGUACCGCGAGCAUUGCCCUGCUGGACAGCCAGUGAAAGUACGUGUGUCAUACCAGAAACUGCUGAAGUACUACGUGCUCAAUGCUCUCAAACACAGACCACCCAAGGCCCAGAAGAAGAGAUACCUAUUCCGCUCCUUUAAGGCCACAAAGUUCUUCCAGUCCACAAAGCUGGAUUGGGUGGAGGUUGGCCUGCAGGUUUGCAGACAGGGCUACAACAUGCUCAAUCUGCUCAUCCAUCGUAAGAACCUCAACUACCUGCAUCUGGACUACAACUUCAACCUGAAGCCUGUCAAGACACUGACCACAAAGGAGAGAAAGAAGUCGCGAUUCGGCAAUGCCUUUCAUCUGUGCAGAGAGGUUCUCCGUCUAAGCAAGCUGGUGGUUGACAGCCACGUGCAGUACAGACUGGGAAAUGUUGAUGCCUUCCAGUUGGCUGACGGACUGCAGUACAUCUUCGCUCAUGUGGGUCAGCUCACAGGCAUGUACCGGUACAAGUACAAGCUGAUGAGACAAAUCCGGAUGUGCAAAGACCUGAAGCAUCUCAUCUACUACCGUUUCAAUACCGGUCCUGUGGGCAAGGGUCCAGGUUGUGGCUUCUGGGCCCCUGGUUGGAGGGUGUGGCUGUUCUUCAUGAGGGGCAUCACCCCCCUGUUGGAGCGGUGGCUCGGAAAUCUGCUGGCCAGACAGUUUGAAGGACGUCACUCGAAGGGUGUUGCAAAGACUGUGACCAAACAGCGUGUGGAGUCUCACUUUGACCUGGAGUUGCGUGCGGCUGUGAUGCAUGACAUCUUGGACAUGAUGCCUGAGGGGAUCAAACAGAACAAGGCCAGAACCAUCCUGCAGCACCUCAGCGAGUCCUGGAGGUGCUGGAAAGCAAACAUCCCAUGGAAGGUACCUGGAUUGCCUACUCCUAUUGAGAACAUGAUUCUGCGAUACGUGAAGGCCAAAGCUGACUGGUGGACCAACACAGCCCACUACAACCGUGAGCGAAUCCGUCGCGGAGCCACUGUGGAUAAGACGGUGUGCAAGAAAAACCUGGGCAGACUGACCCGUCUGUACCUGAAAGCUGAACAGGAGAGACAGCACAACUACCUGAAGGAUGGUCCCUACAUCACUGCAGAAGAGGCCGUGGCCAUUUACACCACCACUGUGCACUGGCUGGAGAGUCGGCGCUUCUCACCAAUCCCGUUCCCCCCACUGUCUUACAAACAUGACACCAAGCUGCUCAUCCUGGCGCUGGAGAGGCUCAAAGAAGCAUACAGCGUGAAGUCUCGUCUGAACCAGAGUCAGAGGGAGGAGCUCGGGCUCAUAGAGCAGGCCUACGACAACCCUCACGAGGCUCUUUCCAGGAUCAAGCGUCACCUGCUAACACAGAGAGCCUUCAAAGAGGUGGGUAUCGAGUUCAUGGACUUGUACAGCCACCUGGUGCCAGUGUAUGAUGUGGAGCCCCUGGAGAAGAUAACUGAUGCCUACCUGGACCAGUACCUGUGGUAUGAAGCAGACAAGAGACGCCUGUUCCCACCCUGGAUCAAACCUGCUGAUACAGAACCACCACCGCUGCUGGUCUACAAGUGGUGCCAAGGCAUCAACAACUUGCAGGACGUGUGGGAGACUGGAGAAGGAGAGUGCAACGUGAUGCUCGAGUCCCGCUAUGAGAAGAUGUACGAGAAGAUUGAUCUGACAUUGCUCAACAGGCUGCUGCGUCUUAUCGUUGACCACAACAUUGCUGAUUACAUGACAGCCAAGAACAACGUGGUCAUCAACUACAAGGACAUGAACCACACCAACUCUUACGGCAUCAUCAGGGGUCUCCAGUUUGCCUCGUUCAUCGUGCAGUACUACGGUCUGGUGAUGGACCUCCUGGUUCUCGGCCUGCACCGUGCCAGUGAGAUGGCUGGUCCCCCUCAGAUGCCCAACGACUUCCUCAGUUUUCAAGACACUGCCACGGAGAGCGCUCACCCAAUCCGACUGUACUGCCGCUACAUCGACCGCAUCCACAUCUUCUUCAGAUUCUCUGCUGAUGAGGCCAGGGACCUGAUUCAGAGGUAUCUGACAGAGCACCCGGACCCCAACAACGAGAACAUUGUGGGUUACAACAAUAAGAAGUGCUGGCCUCGUGAUGCCCGGAUGAGGCUGAUGAAGCAUGAUGUGAAUCUUGGGCGUGCAGUGUUCUGGGACAUCAAGAAUCGCCUGCCCAGGUCUGUGACCACAGUCCAGUGGGAGAACAGCUUUGUGUCCGUGUACAGCAAAGACAACCCCAACCUGCUCUUCAACAUGUGUGGGUUUGAGUGCCGCAUCCUUCCCAAGUGUCGCACCAGCUAUGAGGAGUUCACUCACAAGGAUGGUGUCUGGAACCUGCAGAAUGAGGUGACCAAAGAGAGGACAGCACAGUGUUUCCUGCGGGUGGAUGAUGAGUCAAUGCAGCGUUUUCACAACAGAGUGCGUCAGAUCCUGAUGGCCUCUGGAUCCACCACAUUCACCAAGAUUGUGAAUAAGUGGAACACAGCUCUGAUUGGUCUGAUGACCUACUUCCGUGAGGCUGUGGUAAAUACACAGGAGCUACUGGACCUGCUGGUGAAGUGUGAGAACAAGAUUCAGACACGUAUUAAGAUCGGUCUGAACUCCAAAAUGCCUAGCCGCUUCCCUCCCGUGGUCUUCUACACUCCCAAAGAGUUGGGCGGUCUCGGCAUGUUGUCCAUGGGCCACGUGCUUAUCCCGCAGUCAGACCUGAGGUAGGUCUCCUUGCAGAUCUGUGUGAACUUCUAGUCUGUAAAUUCA